Trichosurus vulpecula (common brushtail) is the source of this 2652-nucleotide messenger RNA. Its product is annotated as vomeronasal type-2 receptor 26-like. Gene Ontology annotation, biological process: G protein-coupled receptor signaling pathway. The transcript has 8 exons. The record is from RefSeq and is a predicted model, not a curated record. Gene Ontology annotation, cellular component: membrane. Lineage: Eukaryota; Metazoa; Chordata; Mammalia; Diprotodontia; Phalangeridae. Gene Ontology annotation, molecular function: G protein-coupled receptor activity.
AUGUGGAUUCGUGUUCAGAGAAAAAUUUCUGUAUUGCUUUAUCUCCUGCUCCUGUUACUACUGCUGAAGCUUCCAGCCUCUGAGAAAAGGACAGAGAAGCCACCCUGCUUCCCCCAGAUCAACCCCAGCCUUGUCAGAAAUGGAGAUCUUGUGAUUGGGACUUUUCUCCCCAUGUAUUCAGUUGAAGUGAGCAGUGUCACAGGAGCAGAACUCUUUGGAAGUAAACCUGACAAGGACUGUCAGAAUUAUAAGUGGUUAUACAAAAAUUACCAACAAGCUCUAGCCCUAAGGUUUGCUGUAGAGGAGAUCAACAAGAACCCUAUCCUGUUGCCCAACCUUACCCUGGGAUUCCACCUCUACAACACCUACCACAGUGAUGAGAAGACCUUGGAGAGCUCCCUGCAUUGGCUGUCUGGACAGUGCCAGCUCAUCCCUAACUACAGCUGCUGGGAGCAGGACAAGGCUGUGGCUGUCAUUGGAGGAGCCACAUCAGCUCUCUCUGUCCAGAUGGGGACUCUGCUGGAGCUCUACAAGUAUCCACAGAUCACUUUUGGGCCAUUUGAUGCCAUCCUAAGUGACAAGGCUCAAUUUCCUUCCCUUUACCAGAUGGCCUCCAGGGACUCUUCCCUACAUAAAGGUCUGGUCAGACUGAUGACUCAUCUUGAGUGGACAUGGGUAGGUCUGGUGACAGUGGAUGAUCUAAGAGGUGAGGAAUUCCUUCGGGCAAUGACAUUGGAGAUGGCAAAUAAUGAUGUCUGUGUGGCCUUCACAGAGAAGAUCCCUGUCAGUGAAAGAAGACAUUCAGAAUCACAGGUGGCAUUCAUUCCCAGGAUCAUGGUGUCAUCAUCCAAAGUCAUUUUUGUUCAUGGUGACACAGAUUCAUUAAUGAUUUUGAGAUAUUCACAAAUGUCUCCUAUCCCAAAUUUCAAGGUUUGGGUCACUACCUCUCACUGGGACAUUACCAUGAGACCACAAUAUACUGAUGGUUAUAAUUUUCAUGGGGCUCUUACAUUUUCACACCUAACAAGUGACAUUCCAGGUUUUAAGGCAUUUCUCAGAUCUGUGAACCCUACUAAAUACUCAGAGGAUAUUGUACUGAAAGAAUUCUGGCAAGCAACAUUCACAUGUACAGAUACACUCGAAAAGCUCAAGCAAGAGACAUGUUCACCAAAUGCUUCCUUGGAGACCUUGCCUUUGCUUUACUUUGACAUGACAAUGUCUGACUUAAGUUACAGCAUCUACAAUGGUGUGCAUGCUGUGGCUUGGACUCUUCAUGAAAUGUUCUUGAUGAAAGCAAAAGAAAGAUCCAUGAUAGAGGGAGAAAGCUGGGUGCCUCAUCCUUGGCAGCUCCACUCAUUUCUAAAAAAUAUCCAGUUUAACAACGGUGCUGGUGACCAGAUUUUUAUGGAUGAGAAUAGAAACCCUGAGGCUCAAUAUAACAUCCUGAACUAUGUAAUCUUCAAUGUGGAAGAGGAAGCUCUAGUGAAAGUCGGACAGUUUAUUCUGAAAGCUGAGUUUGGCCAAGAUUUCAGUAUUAAUGAGGAGGCCAUAGUGUGGGGCUGGACCUUUUAUGAGAUUCCCUGUGCAACAUGCAGUGAAAGCUGCAGCCCUGGAUUCAGGCAAACCCUACUGGAAGAGCAACCCAUCUGCUGUUUCAACUGUUCUCUGUGCCCAGAGGGGGAGAUCUCCAAUCAGAUGAAUAUGAAGAAUUGUGUGAAAUGCCCAGAAGAUGAAUAUUCAAAUAAGGAAAGAAAUUGAUGCCUCCUGAAGGUUGUGACUUUCCUCGAUUUUUCAGAACCUUUAGGGAUGGUACUAAUCUGUGUGACUCUUUCUUUCUCUCUAAUGACAGCUCUGGUUCUCUGGAUAUUUGUGAAGUUUCAAGACACACCCAUAGUGAAAGCCAACAACCGAGCUCUCAGCUAUACUCUUCUUAUCUCCCUCAACUUCUGUUUCCUCUGCUCCUUGCUCUUCAUUGGCCAUCCUAAUUCAGCCACCUGCCUCUUUAGACAAAUGACCUUUGGUAUUGUGUUCACUGUAGCUGUGUCCUCCAUCUUGGCCAAAACCAUUAUGGUAGUCCUGGCUUUCAGGCUUACAAAACCAGGAAACAGAGGUAGAAUGUGGGUGCAAUCCAGGGUGUCCAACUCUGUUGUCAUUAUCUGUUCUGGUCUGGAUGUGAUUCUCUGUGGCAUCUGUUUGGGAAUCUCUCCCCCUUUCCCAGACAGAGAUACACACUCUGAACCAGGACAGAUCAUUAUUGGGUGCAAUGAAGGUUCUGUCAUUGCCUUCUACUCUGUCCUAGGAUACAUGGGAUUUCUAUCAUUGUGCAGCUUCACAGUGGCUUUCCUGGCCAGGAACCUCCCUGACACCUUCAAUGAAGCCAAGUUCAUCACAUUCAGCAUGUUGGUGUUCUGCAGUGUGUGGGUUUCCUUCCUCCCAACAUACCAGAGCUCCAAGGGGAAGGCCAUGGUUAUUGUGGAAAUCUUCUCUAUUUUGGCAUCCAGUGCUGGAUUACUGAGUUGCAUCUUUAUUCCCAAGUGUUAUAUCAUUCUGCUGAGGCCAGACAGAAACACUCAGGAAGAUAUCAAGAGUAAAGCACAUCACAGGGGCAGGAAUCAAUCUACAUCAUUGCCUGCUAUUUUAUACCAGUCAUAA